UGGAUUUCCAUUCAGGAAGAAGCGGCUCUUAUUAGCUUAGCCAGCUAAAUAUCUUUUCAGUGGAAAAAUGGCGUCGGUCAACCCGUUUAAUCUCAGUGAUUCCGAAGAAGAGGCUGAGCGGCGCCCCAAUGACACAGUUGACACAGAGAGAAGCCCGAGUGACGGAGCGCCAGGGCCGCCGCCGGGCAACCCGUUCUCGCCGCCUGCGGACGCCGAGCCUCCGACGCUCCUGCUGUCUAGCAACCGUACGAGCCCCAGCGGUGAGGGCAUGUCGGCGUCGGCCGCGGCCACCUCCGCUAUGGCAGGCAGCUCCGAAGCGCGGGUCUCUGUGGAUACCAUCGCUGCACAGCUCUUACGGGACCAGUACAUCCUCACGGCCCUGGAGUUUCACACCGAGCUGCUGGAAGCUGGCAGAGAGCUACCGCGUCUGAGGGAUUAUUUCUCCAACCCCGGCAACUUCGAGCGGCAGAGCGGCACUCCACCUGCCAAAGACCAGGUGCUCGGACCCGGGGGACCACUGAAUCGAGCGGGCAGCAUCAGCACCUUAGACUCUCUGGACUUCGCCCGUUACUCGGACGACGGCAACCGAGAGUCAGACGAACGGGUGGCAGUGCUGGAGUUUGAGCUACGGAAAGCAAAGGAGACCAUUCAGGCUCUGCGCGCCAACUUGACUCAGGCAGCAGAGAGUGAAGUGCCCUCUCAGGAGAGAAAAAACUUCAAGUCGAGUCCUGAAGUUCAGGAGCCCAUACGCCCACUCGAGAAAAGAGCCUUAAACUUCCUCGUGAAUGAAUAUUUAUUAAAAAAUGAAUACAAACUGUCGUCUAUCACCUUCUCCGAUGAGAACGAUGAUCAGGACUUUGAAUUAUGGGACGAUGUCGGCCUCAAUAUCCCGAAGCCCCCUGACCUCUUGCAGCUCUACAGGAACUGCGGCAGCCCCCUCCCUUCACCGCGCGACGUGGCCGACGUGUCCGUCGGGGUGGAUUUUGGUGAUCUUCCAGGAAACUGCAUCGCUCAAGAAACCCCGAGGAAGCUCGAUCUGACACAACAGCAACAAACAGAAGUCGUCCAAGAGCUGGAGUACCAGAUCAGUCUCCUCAACAAUGAGAAGCAGAGCCUUGCCGAGCAGAUCAAGAAACUGCAGAGUGAGAUUCAGACGCUGAGGAGAACCGUCUCCUCUCCACCGCCGGCCACUCUGGACGUGGCCUCCCCGAACACACAGAACCCUUCUUCCUCUUCCAACACAGCGUGCUCAGCCAACCGUCUUUCUAUGCUCCCCACAGAUAACGGUCAGUAUCUGGACAUCCGGGGGGUUUCUGAUGCAGAAAAUGGUCCAGGCCACAACUCAGCCCAGAACAUAUCGCAGCUCCAGUCACAAUCCCAGAACAAGCUGAAGAGUCAGCCGCCCGUCCAGUUCGAUCAGCCCAACAGAAAGUUAUCUCCAGCCUUCCAGCAAGCCUUGCUGUCCUUCUGCAGAAUGUGUUCUGACAGCCGCUUGGGAGCAGAGGUGUCUCGUAUAGCCGACAGCGAGGAGAGCGUGAUGCUCAUGCUGGGCCGCUGCCUCCCUCACAUCGUCCCAAACGUUCUUCUUGCUAAACGAGAGAGAAUGGUUACGCAUCUUUGCCAGGAGUUGAUUCCGCUCAUCUUGUGUACCGCCUGCCUUCACCCAGAGCCCAAAGAGAGAGACCAGCUCCUUCACAUCCUCUUCAACCUCAUCAAGAGGCCAGAUGAUGAGCAGAGACAAAUGAUCCUGACGGGGUGUGUUGCGUUCGCGAGGCAUGUGGGUCCCACGCGCGUCGAGGCCGAGCUGCUUCCUCAGUGCUGGGAACAGAUUAACCACAAAUACCCAGAGAGGAGAUUAUUGGUGGCUGAGUCCUGCGGAGCCUUAGCACCUUACCUGCCUAAGGAGAUCCGGAGCUCUCUGGUGCUGUCCAUGCUGCAGCAGAUGCUGACCGAGGAUAAGGCGGACAUGGUCAGAGAGGCCGUGGUCAAGAGUCUGGGCAUCAUCAUGGGUUACAUAGAUGACCCUGAUAAGUACUCACAGGGUUUUGAGCUGAUGCUGCUGUCCCUCGGCGACCCGUCAGAGCGGGUGGUCAGUGCCGUCCACCAGGUCUUCAUUCCUGCCUUUGCUGCCUGGACCACAGAGCUGGGAACCUUGUACACUGCACUCAUCCCUUCUCUGCUGGCACGUAUAGAGAAACUCCUCACGCAGGGAGAACAUGGCUUGGAUGAACACAAGCUCCACAUUUUCCUGUCGGCCCUUCAGUCCCUCAUCCCUCCUCUGUUUGCCGUGGUGCUGCAGAACGCACCCUUCACCAGCAGGGCCAAACUCCACGGAGACAUUCCUGCAAUAGAAGUGACUCGGUUUCCCAGGCCGGCUUCUCCCCUCCAGGAUGUGGCGACGAUCAUUGGCAGCAGGGAGAUGCUCAGCGCCCUGCUGCUGCUGUAUGACCACCAGCUGGAGCACGAGGGAACCACUGGCUGGGAGAGUCUGCUAUGGGUGGUCAACCAACUCCUGCCUCAGCUCAUAGAGAUUGUGGGCCGCAUCAACGUGACGUCGACGACGUGCGUUCACGAGUUCUCUCGCUUCUUCUGGAGGUUCUGUCGCACGUUCGGCAAGAUUUUCACCAACACUAAGGUUAAGCCGCAGUUCCAAGAGAUUCUCCGGCUUUCUGAAGAGAACGUCGAUGCUUCGGCUGGGAACGGCAUUCUCACCAAAGCAACGGUGCCCAUCUACGCCACUGGAGUGCUGACGUGUUACAAUCAGGAGGAGGAUCGGAAGCUGUUGGUGGGUUUCCUGGAGGAUGUUAUGACCACUCUGUCUCUGUCCCAUGCACCUCUCGAUAGUCUGAAGGCCUCCUUCGUCGAGCUGGGAGCCAAUCCAGUGUACCAUGAGCUGCUGCUGACCGUCCUGUGGUACGGGGUGGUCCACACGUCUGCGCUGGUGCGGUGCACUGCCGCACGGAUGUUUGAGUUGGUUCUCCGAGGCAUGAGUGAAGCAUUAGUAGAUCGCCGGGCGGCUCCAGCCCUUAUAACUCUGUGCAGUGGGCCUGAAUUCUCGGUGCGGAUAUCGACUAUCCCCGCCUUUGGCACCAUCAUGGAGACUGUGACACAGAAAGAGCUGCUGGAGCGGGUGAAAAUGCAGCUGGCCUCAUUCCUGGAAGACCCUCAGUACCAGGAUCAGCACUCUCUGCACAUGGAGAUCAUCAGGACGUUUGGACGAGUCGGGCCCAACGCGGAGCCUCGCUUCAGAGACGAAUUCGUGCUGCCACACCUUCACAAGCUGGCUCUGGCGAACAACAGCCAGGCAGCGGAAAGCAAGAGGAUCGACAUCGCCACCCAGCUGUUCGAGGCCUACAGCGCCCUCUCCUGCUGCUUCAUUUCUGAGGAAGUGAUGGUCAACCACUUCCUGCCGGGCCUCAGGUGCUUGCGCGCCGACAUGGAGCAGCUCUCUCCUGAACACGAGGUCAUUCUGAGCUCCAUGAUCAAGGAGUGUGAAAUCAAGGUGGAAAACAGGGGGAUGUCAGACGCACAAGGCUCCAUGUCCAUCGCCUCCAGUCUGGUCGGCGAGGAUGCGAAGACCAAGUUCCUGAGCAAGAUGGGUCAGCUGACCACGUCCGGCGCCAUGCUGGCCAACGUCUUCCAGAGAAAGAAGUGAUCAACACCGGAUGGCCCAAUCCGGGGCUGCGACUGACUGACAAA
Salarias fasciatus (jewelled blenny) is the source of this 3699-nucleotide messenger RNA. RefSeq names its product RAB11 binding and LisH domain, coiled-coil and HEAT repeat containing (gene relch). Gene Ontology annotation, biological process: intracellular cholesterol transport. The coding region runs from base 68 to 3655 and encodes 1195 amino acids. Gene Ontology annotation, cellular component: recycling endosome; trans-Golgi network. Gene Ontology annotation, molecular function: protein binding. NCBI's taxonomy places the organism in Eukaryota, Metazoa, Chordata, Actinopteri, Blenniiformes, Blenniidae. The transcript is spliced from 31 exons. The record is from RefSeq and is a predicted model, not a curated record.